CUUCGCCAAAUAUAUACGAGUCGAGGUAGCUGUGUCGAGGACUGUCUCCUUCUUUCGAGAGGAACCGUGACCUAGCCCACGCUCCUGGGGGCGGAUCUCGUGACACGAUUCACGAAGACACGAUCUCGAAGAGGGCCAUUCCUUCCUCGAGGCGUAUUCGCUCAUUGCGAGCCAUGCCUCCAAGUAAAUGUAAUUACGGGACAUGUUCUGCUCGGUAAUUGCUCGCAAGUGCCUUCCACGAGAGAGAAUGUGUAGGCGUCCUCGAAUGCGGUGUCAACUAACUUAUUCAGCCUGUCAACCCUGUUAAAUCUGUCAAAUCUGUCAACGAGAUGGACCUAGGUCAGGGAUGCCGGCCGAAAUCAAAUUCUUUACAUUUAAUCUACUGACGAAUUCCACGGAAUAUUAGAUCUUCGACUGGUCCAGGUGACGAUGUCCGCCAUGAAGUUUGAAUUCCGGUACCGUCCCCGGGAAGGAGGUCCUCCAGGACUACGGAUUCUAGCAAUGAUGGUCCUGAUCCUUUCCCAGAACCUGGAGAACUCAUGUCAGAGUGUUUCCUGCAGCUUCAACAGGAUGUGCCAGUGUUGGGUCCAGGAUGAUUCGGAGUUCACCAAGAUGGACGUCAGCUGUGUCGGCGUGCCGUUCGCCAGGUUCCCGGAGAUCUCCGUGAGUUAUGUGGCACAGUUGGACAUUAUUGGGUCCGGUCUUCAGGUUUUGGAGAACGACGCUUUGGCAGGAUCCUCCGUCGAGGCUUUCGGGCUCACCAGCAACAAAUUGAGCAAUAUCGGCGACAAGUCGCUCCUGGGUGUGGCCAACAGCCUGAGGUCUCUGGACCUUAGUUACAACUGCCUGGAGGAAGUGCCUUUUGCGGCUUUCCAUGCCUUGAAGAAGCUCGGCUGGUUGAACCUGCACAGCAACCGACUGACGUCACUGGAGGGCGACUGGUCGCACCUGCGAGAGACCCUCACGAACGCCUUCUUCGGGGACAACUCGAUAUCGGAGCUUCCAGAGAGCUUCUCUGGGUUCGAGUCUUUACUCUGGCUGAAUCUGGACAACAAUAACAUCCAGGAUCUCCGAAGUUCGUCCUUACCUCCGAAGCUGCACACCUUAAGCUUGAACAGCAACUUGCUGAAGAGUUUCCCCCGAGCCCUGGCCACCCUGAAGAACCUGAACUGGCUCUACUUGCGAGGAAACGCAAUCAGGAGCUUGGAGCUUCCAGGAUUCCAGAGUCCUGAAUUAGAAGUGGUCGACCUCAGCGACAACUCCAUCGAGGUCUUGACCCUGGGAGUAGAAGGUUCAGAAAACGACCUGGUCCCAGCAGGAAAAAAUCGCAGUCUGAAGGUGCACGACCUUAACCUGGGCAGCAACAGGAUAAGGAACCUCCCAGCAGACGUGUUCCUGAACCUGGAGGCCAAGAGAAUACAUCUGUCCUCGAAUGGGAUGAAAGUCGUCCAUGAAGACGCCUUCAGGGGCCUCGAAGAGAGUCUGGAGUACCUGAACCUGGAGAGCAACGAACUGCUAAUGGUCCCAAGUGCUCUCAGCAGGACCAAGAGGAUCUCUUAUCUCUAUCUUGCUGGGAAUGGUAUCUCGAAUGUCUCGCAGGAGAGCUUCUUCAGCUUCGCGGAUCGGCUGAAGGCCCUCUCGUUGGCUUCCAACAAUCUUAAGGCCGUACCUGUUGAUGCUCUCAGCAGGUGUGGGCAGCUCCUGCAUCUCAACCUGGGAUAUAAUAAGAUCGCCAAGGUCGUCCCUGGGGAUUUUGGCUGGGCCUCUAAUCUGGAGAUCCUUUUACUGAGGAACAACCUGCUCUCCAAGCUGAAGCCCGCUUCUUUCGCAGGUGCUGGGAAGCUGAAAGAACUGAGUCUGUCCUUCAACCAGUUAUCCCUCCUAGACGACGAGGCCUUUCUGGGAGUAGAAGACACCCUGGAGAUCCUGGAGCUGAGUUUCGCCUUCACCACCGACGUCUUUCCUCAGCGGGCUCUCAGACCUUUAUCGAACUUGCUCUGGCUCGUGCUAGAUAACAACAAUUUCCAAACAAUUGAACCCACCGCCUUCUACAUGCUUCCCAGGCUCAGGUACAUCAACCUGGAGUCCAACAGGCUGUAUCACCUACCAGUCGGCACUUUCCUGGGCAGCAUCCACGAGGAGCUGAGAGACAUCAAGCUGGGCUACAACUUCAUCGAAGAGAUUCCUCCAGCCACCUUCCACAACCUGACCGAAUUGAGGUCCUUGGACCUAACCGGGAACCGCAUCAGGGUGUUGUCUUCAGGGUCCAUUCAGGAUUGCCUAAAGCUGGUCACCGUUUCCAUGGCUUAUAACGAAAUUUCCAAGAUAGAGCCCUCAGCCUUGGCUCGGCUCCCAGGUCUCAGGUUCCUGCACCUGGAAUUUAAUCGACUCGUCACCCUGGAAAUCGGUACUGUCAUCGACACCGGAGCUUCUGCGGAUUUUAGCCUGAACGUGUCCUACAAUGCCAUCGCGAGGCUGGUGCCAGCUACUUCUUCGGGUCUUCAGGGUAGAACCGACCUGCAGGGUCUUCAGGGCUCUCAGGGACUUUAUUCCCCCUUUGGGCACGACAAUUGUAGUCUAGUCAGGCUGGAUAUUAGUCACAAUAAUCUCAGCACUAUCCCUGCCGAUGUCUUUACUGCUGUACCCUGUCUCAGGUAUCUCGACCUGAGACAUAACGUCCUCACAGGUCUGGAACCUGGAACCUUGGGAUUGAGUCACCUGGAGAGCCUUUACCUGGCAGAUAACAGACUGGACCUGGGGAAUGGAGGAGUCUUGAAGAGACAGGCUCUUCAUGGUCUCUCAGGCCUGCAGAGGCUGGACCUGGCUGGGAACAACCUCAGUCACUUGGCUGGAGAACAAUUUAAAUACGUCCCUAAUCUCAGGAUCCUGGACCUUUCUCGAAAUAGAUUAAGGACUCUCCCUAGGGAUGUCUUUUUGGGCACGAGGCUCGAAAUCCUCGACCUGAGCGAGAACAGGUUGACCUCGGUCCCUUCCAGUGCUCUUCUUGAACUGGGAUUCACUCUGAGGGAUUUAAACCUUGCUGGGAAUUUCGUGGACAGAUUGGACUCCAGUGCAUUUCCUGUUUCUCUUUUGACUUCCCUCGAUCUCGCCAGGAACAGACUCACCAUUCUUCCGGAUAACUCUUUCGUGUCUUUGGGGAAGCUGCUGACUCUAAACGUCUCUCACAAUAAUCUCGAAGCUAAUUACAAGGAGCUCUUCCACUACUUGCCGGACCUGCGACGCCUGGACGUGGGGAAUUGCGGCCUGGGAAAAGUGCCAAUUUUACCUUUGCUCCAGCUGAGUUACCUGGAUCUGUCUUGCAACAACAUCGCCACAGUCUCCGGGAAGGACUUCCCCUACUUGAAUGUCCUGAAAGUCCUGGUCCUGACGAACAACUCGCUGACGAGGCUUUCAGAGAACCUGAAAUUGCCCCUGCUGAGGGAGCUGGACGUUUCUGGGAAUCCCAUCCAGGAGCUGACCAAGGAGAGUUUCUCCGGAUAUCCCAGGCUGGAAGUGCUAAACCUGAAGAACCUGGGGGUGACUCGCUCCGUGGAUAAGGACACCCUGAGGACUCUCAGAUACCUGAAACACCUGCGAAUUCAGACCUGGCCCAGAGCAGAGGGUGUUCAGCUUCGUCAGCUGGUGGGUGGUCUCCCCCUGAGGACGGUGGAGGUCCAGGUGACCGAGAGGCAGCUAAAAAACCAGCUGGAGAACGCGUUCACCAAACAACUAAGAGAGCUCCUCGUAACCGGUAGAAAUCUGGAAGUCAUCUCCUCGGAGGCGUUUUCCUCCCUCGAGGGGGGCAGCGAACUGGUCCUCAGGAUAAGAGACACGGGGGUUCGGAGGCUGCAGCCGGACAUCUUCUUGUCUCUGACCAAAAGACUGUCUCAGCUGACCCUCGACCUCAGGGACAACCACAUAAACGAGCUCAGUCCGUCCGUCAUCUAUGGGAAUCUGUCCUGGGAAGCGGUCGGCACCAAUAUCGUCGCCGGAGGUCUUCAGGUCUCGGGAAAUCCUUUGGAGUGCGACUGCGAGAUCGCUUGGCUGAGUCUUUGGCUGAGGAGAUGGCUGAGAGAAUCGCGGCAGAUACACACGGCCUCUCAGUCUGAUGCCAGACAGCUGAGGAAUAUCGCAGGCAGAGCCGUUUGCACGGAAACGACUCCGUCGUACUCUUCGGACAAGGUUUUACUGACCAUGGGGACUCCCAGACACACUGCCUGUCAGGCUUCGGCUCUCAGCUCUGGGAACGACGAACAUGCCAGGACAUGGAUGUCCUGUCUGCAGAUCCUGGCCCUGGUGCUGCUGGCCAACUGAAAUCGUUUUGAUAUUUGCGAGGGAAACUGGGAAUCAGAUGACGAAG
Molecule: messenger RNA, 4360 nt
Organism: Orussus abietinus
Lineage: Eukaryota; Metazoa; Arthropoda; Insecta; Hymenoptera; Orussidae
Product: chaoptin
Exons: 14
Coding region: 430-4314 (1294 amino acids)
Cellular component (GO): extracellular matrix
Molecular function (GO): protein binding
Source: RefSeq, a predicted model, not a curated record